Molecule: messenger RNA, 1062 nt
Organism: Oncorhynchus mykiss (rainbow trout)
Lineage: Eukaryota; Metazoa; Chordata; Actinopteri; Salmoniformes; Salmonidae
Source: RefSeq, a predicted model, not a curated record
GGCUACAACAUGUCCCAUAAGGCAUUCUGUUAACGCACCAUCCACAUGCACGUUUAACAUUUUACACACGGAAACAUGGCUGUGUUCAUGGACUUGAAUAUUACCUACACAACCGACAAGAAACGACUUCGGAGUGUUAUUGAAACAGCAGCGCACCUUGGAUACUCUACAGUUGCCAUCAAUUAUGUUGUUGAUUUGCAACAAAAGAAACAGGAAAUUGGCAAACCAAAGUGUGUCUUAGAGCUGUUUGAUACAUUUCCCAUAGUGCAGGGUAAAUCCAGACCAAUCAAGGUGUUAAACCGAUUGACAGUUGUGGCCUCUGACCCAUCACACUUUAGACCAAAUGCAGAGUACAAAGCCUAUGACUUAGUGGCUGUCUAUCCUACAACAGAGAAGUUGUUUCAUGCAGCCUGCAUGACAUUUGAUGUUGACAUAAUUUGUGUAGCAGUGAUAGAAAAACAACCCUUCUUUUUCAAAAGAUCUCCAAUAAAUGGGGCAAUUGAAAGAGGUGUGUUCUUUGAGAUAAGUUACACACCUGCUAUUCGAGACUCCACCAUGAGAAGAUACACCAUCGCAAAUGCCAUCAGUCUCAUGGAGACGUGCAAAGGGAAGAAUGUAAUUGUGACCAGUGGGGCAGAAAAGUUUUUUUCUCUCAUUCAGCCCCUUGAGUUGAGGGGACCCUACGACAUUGCCAACUUAGGCCUUCUGUUUGGGCUGUCAGAAGGAGAUGGCAAAGCUGCUAUCUCAACCAACUGUCGAGCUGUCCACUUACAUGGAGAAACAAGAAAGACUGCCUUGGGUAUCGUACACACUAUGAAGAAAGACCAGCCGUUGACUGAGAGACAGGAGGAAGAGCAUGCUCCAGUGUCAAAGAGGGCUAAGAUUGAGACUGUGUAGAUUGCUAAUACUGUGUAAAGUGGUGGCUUGUUUUGAUUUUGAAACUGUUUAUUUAUGGAAAGAGAAUGUGUUUAUGGAAUUAGCCUUUUAUGGAUACAUGCUCCAUAUUUGUAGACAAUUGUUUUGUGACAUUUUCUUUUAUAUUAAAGAGAAUUUUGAAAUGUA